Molecule: messenger RNA, 4823 nt
Organism: Etheostoma spectabile (orangethroat darter)
Lineage: Eukaryota; Metazoa; Chordata; Actinopteri; Perciformes; Percidae
Product: histone-lysine N-methyltransferase ash1-like
Exons: 9
Coding region: 466-3267 (933 amino acids)
Biological process (GO): regulation of transcription by RNA polymerase II; regulation of DNA damage response, signal transduction by p53 class mediator
Cellular component (GO): polytene chromosome; nucleus
Molecular function (GO): transcription regulator activity; histone H4K20 methyltransferase activity; protein binding
Source: RefSeq, a predicted model, not a curated record
GUGUGUGUGUGUGUGUGUGUGUAGGCAUACAUGGUUUACAAGACCAAUUUUCAGGUUUACUCACCAGCAUUACGAGACCAAUCGGGUUACGGAACCGAUUUUGAUGGUCUCGUAAACAUAAAUCUUUUUGAUGCUAUAACUAUUGAAUAUUAAUUAUAUAAGGCAUUAUGAAUACAUGUGUGAUUACAUAGAUUCUAGUGCUAACAGUUAAUAUAGUUGUUUUACAGUAAUGGCCAACCCCCUGCCUUUCUGAGGUUCAUACAUAUUGGUCUCACAAGGCAGGAUGGGUUUGUGAGACCAAGACGUGUGUGUCCAACAGCGCCCCCAGAGGCUGCAAGAGACAUUGCAAGUUAUACACGUUUCCGCGAAAAUACACACAAUGACGCGCCAAUUUUACACACAACGCGGGAAAUUCAGCGGGCUUGCAGUGUGGACAUGCCGGGAAGACAGGGAUGAACUUCGAAAAUGAGGCGAGGCAGACUAGACCCCAUUUGUGAUGCACAAAAUCACGUAAGACUGCAGAAGGAGAAAGCGUUGUGUGUCUGGAGAUACAUCAACCCCAUCAAAGGAAGAGGUGUGUUUGCAUUGGAGCCCAUUCAUAAAGGUUCAUUCGUUUUGGAGUACAGAGGAGUUUUGAAGACGACUGAUAAGACUACAGCGUGGAAUGAGUAUACAUACGUCUUCAAACACAAAGGAACGGAACAUUGCAUUGAUGCUUCAAGUGAAGAUGGGACACUUGGCAGACUCGUGAAUGAUGCUGAAAAACCAAAUGCAAAAAUGAAAAAAAUAGAGGUGGAUGGUGUACCCAGUCUGUGUUUGUUUGCCAUUGUUGACAUUGAGGAAGGGCAAGAAAUAACCUAUGACUACGGAGGAGAAAACCUGCCAUGGCGUUCUUCCCAAAGGCAUCAAAUAUCCAAGCCUAUGGCUCCAAGUACAGUAGAGAAACCUGUUCUCCACACACCAGUCGUCUCUCCAUCUACAGGCGACAUACCAUUCCUUUCCUCCACUGUGCUCCCUGAAGAGAAUAAAAGUGACUUCAGUGAAGAGGAGCUAUCGGAUGAUGUAUCUGAUCCAGAAUACGUUCCAGGCUCAGAAAGUGACACAGAGGAUGAGGAACCAAUAAACAGCUUGGCAAACCCAACAUUACAGGUCGCUGAAGAAUCACUAAUGGAUACCUCUAUGAACUGUAAUGUCACAGAUGACACCCCUAACACUGGACAAUCUUGCACCAACACAGUACCUUCAACCAGUGUUGUAAAAGCAGGACAAAAUUUCUGCUUCAUUUGCAAGGAUUUUCAUUUCAAAAUAGCGCGGCAUUAUAAAACUCACAUAAAAGAGAAUUCUGAUGUUGCAUAUGCCCUUAGUCUCCCAGCAAGCUCAACAACUAGGAAGAAGCUUCUAGAGAAUCUUCGCAACAGGGGAAACUUUGAGUAUAACAGAGAUGUGCUGAAAAAAGGAAGUGGUCAGCUCAAAGUGAAGCGCAGAGCCAAGAAGGUUGAAUGCAAAAAAUAUGAAUAUUGUAUCCAUUGUAAGGGUAUGUUUUUGCGACCAGAACUAUGGAGACAUAUGAAAAGGUGCUCCUCCAAACCAGAGGAACAGGAUCAUCAAGGAAGAAAAAGAGUGCUCGGCCUAGCAUCUGCAAUCCAGUCAGCAUGUUCAAGCACAGUUGAUGAUGGGGUGCUUAAAAUGUUAAGCCAUAUGCAUGACGAUGUCAUUGCAAGUGUUAUUCGUAAUGACUUCUGCCUUCUUCGGUAUGCUGACACCCUUUUCGCAAAACAUGGACAUGACCCUUCAAAACAUGACUAUAUCCGCCAAAAAAUCCGUCAGCUGGGAAGAUUCCUGCAAACCAUUCGCAAAAGGUCUUUAAUCCUAACCUUAGAGGAUGCCAUAAAACCAGGUAAUUUCAUGGAAGUAAUUGAAGCAGUAAAAGAAACAGCAGGAUUUGAUAAAGAAAAGAACUGUUACAAAACUCCAAGCCUUGCACUUAAAAUUGGACACUCACUGUUGAAAGUGAGUGACAUCAUUCAUUGUCAUGCUCUUAUGGCUGGAGAUGACAACUUGAUUAAAUCCUCAAAGGCGUUUCAGAAGCUUUAUACUGCAAAGUGGUCGGAGUACAUAUCCCACUGUGCCUUAAGCACCAUUAGUGACCUGAAAUAUAACAAAACAGCCAAAUUACCGCUCACUGAUGAUGUAACGAAAUUUAACAAGCAUCUUGACAAAACUGUUGAAUCAGCAACUGCUGCAUUAAAGAAGGAGACAACAGUGCAGAACUACUCCAGCCUUGCAAAAGCCGCAUUGACCAAGAUUGUCCUUUUCAAUAGAAGACGUGUUGGGGAGGUCUCAAAGAUGAAACUGAGACACUUUCUGGAAAGAAACAAAGAAACAAACACCCUUGAUGAAUUGGGGCUGUCAGAGUGUGAAAAGAAACUCUGCAACUAUUUUGAGCGUGUUGAACUAAAAGGAAAAAGGGAUAGAAAGGUAGCAGUGCUGCUGACACCUAAGAUGGUAAAUGGACUCAACAUUAUGAUUGAGAAGAGGAAAGAAUGUGGUGUCCCAGACCAAAAUGAAUACUUGUUUGCUGUACCAAAUUGUCUGACUUACUACAGAGGACAUCAGUGUCUCAGACAGCUCGCAGAUGAGUGUGGUGCCAAGAGGCCAGAGUAUCUACGAUCAACUCAACUGCGCAAAGACAUAGCGACCACAUCACAAAUCCUGAACUUGAAGAGCAAUGAACUAGAUCAGCUUGCUGAUUUUAUGGGGCACGAUAUAUCAGUACAUAGACAGUUCUACCGUCUGUCAGAGCCUACCAUACAGAGUGCCAAAAUUUCCAAGUUGCUCCUUGCACUGGAAAAGGGAAAGAUGCAUGAGCUUAAAGGAAAAUCUCUUGACGAAAUUGAAGAUGUCACAGAUGAUGAUGAUGAGAGUGAGGAGGAACAAACAUUCACAACAAACAUUCACAACAAAGCAGAGGUAGAUUGUCCUCGUGAACUGAACGACAUGGACACUCCUGAUGCAGAUGGACUCCCUCCUGUACAUAAUGUACGCAAAGACAAGACACGAAGACCAUGGACCAAAGCAGAAGAAAAAGCUGUGCUGAGACAUUUCAAGUCUCACAUAAUUAAAGGUCAUUUAGCAUCAAAGAAGGAGUGUGUGGUUUGCAAAGAAUGUGAACAGCCAGCACUGAAAAAUAGAACAUGCCAAAACAUUAGAGACUUUGUGAGAAACAAGGGGCUGACUUUUAAGCGCCAAAACCGCCACCCACACUAAAAAACAAUAUGUGUGCAGCCAGCGUUGUGACGAUAAACAAAAAAUAAUUUUCAAAUAAUAAUCGUUAUAUUAUACAUUAUAUAUUAUUAAGUGUAAUUUUUUAAAAUGUUUUUCUGGGAAGUUGCCGGUAACAUCUGGCGGGGGGACAGCCAAUGUAAAUCAGCCUCUGGCUGCAAUUGGGGUGCAAUAAUGUUGUUUUUUUUCCAAUAUGUUCAAUGUUGCACAUUGUCCCUUUGAAAUAAAUGAAUUGAAAUUGAAAUCUCCUAAUUGUGAAAGUUAAUGUUCUCAAGAAUAGUUACAUCAAUAUGCAAUGCUACACAAAAAAUUUAAGGCUUCAAAUAGCCCGUGAUCAGUAUCGGUUAUCGGCCCAAAAAAUCCUGAUAGGAUCACCUCUAACGUCGACUACAUUUUUAUGGGUGAGUAAGGCUCCAAUACAACAACUGGUGCAUUUGCACUCCAUUUUUUGUGUUGUCUUUUUAGACUAUAUCUAUGGUGUCAUACAACAGCUUGUGUUUGUCAAGUUUCUUACUCUUCCUUAACAUGCCAAACUUGAAAGGCCUAGAAAAAAACAGAUUACGUGCAGGAAACUCAGUUCAUUUUCUUUCUUUUCUGAAUUUAUUCACUCAGAAUUGUCUAUUUCAGGUUGAUAACCUCAACCAAUCAAAAGCAUUAUCAGCUUCUAAAAACAAUUAGAAACAAUAUUAAACAAUCCAUUAAAAAAAGCACGAUUAUCGUUACUUUACGUGCUGUUAGAGAUUUUAAUCAUGCAGCCCCAUACAUCAGUGGAGAGAGUAGACAUGAGUCCAGGAUGUCUUGCGUUGAAAAUGUUUAUUUACUUGAUCAAGGAGAAGUGAAUGAAUGAUCAGUACACAUUAAGUUCUGAUGCUCCUUUCAAUUCUAAAGUGUGUGUCCUCUGGGGAAACCAAACAGAUAAUGCCAAAAGUUUGAGACAUGCCCAAAUAUGGGCAGAUCCAACACAUCUACAAUAUACAGAAUUUACUAUACCGGUCCAUAGACAAAACUUUGCUUAGAUGCCCGUCAGGACCUUUGUCCUCCAUCCAACAUAAUAUCAAACCUCUGACUCCAGUAACCAUUACCUCAUUUAGGGAAAACAGUCAAUCACAUAUCUGGCCUUGGCUGCUCACAUUGAAAAAGUAAUGGUUGACAUUCAGUCAUUAAUUUGUCAUCCAAUUAUUAAUCUAACUCAAAAAGUUUUGUUAUUUUGGCUAAAAAUUUCAUAACAAAUUAAAGACCACUGAGAAUGAAAAUAACUAAAAAUGAGGAUUGUAGUGGGUCUUUAAAAAGGUUUUUAAGAGAUUAAAUAUAGUACUGCAUUAUUAUAGGUCUUGUAAUGUUGGUCAGUCCUCUUAUACCGUUACCUGGUUUGUGUGUGUGUGUAAUAUGUAAACAGACCUCAUAAACACUGUUGGUUUCACAAACCACCAUUUGUGUGACCCCGUAAGCCUGUGAUAUGUCACAUAUUUUUCUAAAAGAAAAAAUAUGAUUUUGAAGUCAGAUUUGUGUUCUGCAUGUAAAACAAAAUUUUUUGAUAUGUC